This is a messenger RNA of Amoebophrya sp. A25, 1589 nucleotides long. Lineage: Eukaryota; Dinophyceae; Syndiniales; Amoebophryaceae. The record is from the annotation of a GenBank genome assembly.
AAAAAACAUUUGUUUUCAAUAUCAAGUGACAUUCUGUUAAGCUGCUCUGCUGAGACGAAGAUACUGUACCGAGAGGACACAAUGUGAGACGAGUAUGAGCGUCCUGUAAUUUGCAAGAAAUGACAACGGUCGGCGUCAUAGGGCUUGCUUGCCUCGACACUGUCGUGGUGGUAGAGAAAUAUCCAUCCGUGGAUACGAAAAAUGUGACGAAAGACCGCCACUUCUUUGGAGGUGGCAAUGGCGCGACAGCUGCUGUGGCGUUGGCGCGGCUGGGCUUGCGUCGAUCCGGAAAUGGUGUUGGAGAAGUUGGAGGAGGAAAUGCUCAGUCUUCAUCUUGUGUGCAGCUUGUCGCCCCAAUUUUUCCUGACGAUGCAUCCGGUGAAGGCAACAUGGUGAUCCAGGGUUUACGAUCGGAGGACGUUUGUCUUGAUUUCGCAGACGAGUAUCGGCCUGUUGUCAAAGGUGAAGGUGUUAUUGAGCCUCGUCCAGGCAGCAGCUACAUCAUCAUGGACGAAGCCACCAGAAGUCGGACUAUUUUCCACACGCCACAAGUGCCCAGAGAGCUGCGCAUGCCGCCAAAAGCUUUUUUAGAGCAGAUAAAAGUGUUGUUCCUAGAUGGACGCUUUGAGGACACAGUUUUGGAGUUGCUUCGCUCACUACGCGCUGCGGAAGAUGAGCGUUUGAAGAACAUGCCAGUUUUGAUGGAUUGCGAGCGGUUACGCGGCAAGGAAACAGCGCUGAUGCUGCCGUAUUGCACCGUGAUUUGCUGUUCGGAAGUCUUUUUUUCGAUUUUGCUUCCUCCGACAGACGAUGCUAGUAAGAAGCACGACCAGCAAGAUAACAGCGUAACUAGAGAAGAAACGGGGGACGCGAAGAUACGGAAAGCAGAGGCGGAAUUGGAAACAUUGUUUGCGUCAAAGUAUGCAUCGUCCUGUCUGGAAUUUGCAGUGGUCACUUUGGGCGCACAUGGAUCAGUCUGCCGUUAUCGCAACAAGAAGAUGAGAGACGAUUUUACUACUUUCCAUGUGCCAGCUGUAUUACCAAGAACUGUCGGCGCAUCCAAGAACGGCAAGGAGAAUGGCACCGACUUAACCGUAAUCGACACCACCGGAGCCGGUGAUUGUUUCAAUGGGGCACUUUGUUUCGCUUACACACAGGACUGGAGCAUCGAACAGAUGCUCACAUUCGCCUCAGCGGUUGCCGGACACAGCGUGACAGAGCUAGGACCGAGAGCGGGAAUUCCGAUGCUAAGGCCACGCGAAGGAAAUAGAGUGUCUUUCGACGAAGUGAUGAAGGAGUUGGGGGUGAAAAGUUGACUGUCUUUCGACGAAGUGAUGAAGGAGUUGGGGGUGAAAAGUUGACUUAUCACAUUGAAAGAAUGACUGAUCAUCACAUUGAAAGACAUACAACAAAUAGUUCUUUGACAAAGAUGAAAUUGCGCGCGCCGUAUGGCUAAAAUCGUCCUAUUCCAUGUUGCAGAGGCUGCAUAGUGACAUUACCACUUUUGAUCUUAAGAAUGAUAAGCCUGUAGGCGGCGCACUGUGUGGGAAUGAAUUUCUGUCUCAUGCCUUCGUCAGGCAAAAUCACGG